Molecule: messenger RNA, 3592 nt
Organism: Exaiptasia diaphana
Lineage: Eukaryota; Metazoa; Cnidaria; Anthozoa; Actiniaria; Aiptasiidae
Product: extended synaptotagmin-3
Exons: 21
Coding region: 39-2360 (773 amino acids)
Biological process (GO): lipid transport
Molecular function (GO): lipid binding
Source: RefSeq, a predicted model, not a curated record
GAAAGAGUUGGCCUGGGCAGAUUUGUCUGSAUGUGAAAAUGGACACGGAGGAGAAAGAUAUGUCGGACAAUGCAGAGCAAAAAGAACUUUCCCAGUCCCCGGCUUCGCUAGUAGAUGCCACAAAUCACUCUGCAGGACCUGGGAAGAAAGAGGGAUCAGCGAUUGAUGUUGGUGUUGUGAAAUUCGCCAUCAAAUAUCUAAAGUUUGUUGGCGUUGCUCUCUGCAUUUGGUUCAUGGGUUGGCUAGGUUUGAGUUAUGUAUGGGUUCUUUGUGGACUAUUGAUUUAUGUGGUUUGGAAGCUAAACAAAGAGGAAAGAGAGAGGAAGAAAACCGUUUUAAAAGAAUCAGCAGAAAUGGCAGCAGAUGGUGCUGUGCCGCCAAGAAUGGAAGACCUUCCUUCUUGGGUGUUUUUCCCAGAUGUUGAAAGGGCAGAAUGGCUGAACAAGAUGAUUGUACAAAUGUGGCCCUAUAUCAAUGAUAUGGUUGUCAAGAUACUGAAAGAAACUGUUGAGCCAGAGAUUCAGAAGAAUGUCCCAGGAUUUUUGAGCUCUAUCCACUUUGCUGAACUUUCUCUUGGAAAUCAGGCUCCACGAAUUGGCGGGAUCAAGACCUAUACUCAGAAUGUGAAACGAUCUGAGAUCAUAAUGGAUGUUGAUUUGAUUUAUGCUGGAGAUGCCGACAUCAAGCUAUCAGUUAAAGGUGUAUCUGUUGGCAUUGAGGAUUUACAGCUAAGAGGAACCUUGCGAGUUAUUUUGAGCCCACUUGUGCCAUCUUCACCAUUGGUUGGUGGAGUGUCAGUGUUUUUCCUUAACAGACCAGAUAUUGAUUUUGACUUGACAAAUCUUCUUAACAUACUGGACAUCCCUGGACUGAGUGAUAUUUUAAGAGGAGUCAUUGAUGAUGUCGUAGCGUCAUUUGUAGUUUUGCCAAACAGAAUCUCUGUUCCUUUGACUGAUAUUGAUCCUUACAAGCUUAAAUAUCCACUGCCUGAUGGAGUCCUUCGUAUUCAUGUACUGGAAGCUAAGGAUUUGGUCAAAAGAGACAUUGGUGUUUUUAAAAAAGGAUCUUCUGAUCCCUAUGCCAUUAUUAAAGUUGGUGCACAGACAUUCAGGACAGAAACUAAAGACGAGACCUUGAAUCCCAAGUGGAAUGAAGUAUUUGAGGUGUUUGUAGAYAAUUGCCAGGGUCAAAAGAUCAGGAUCCAGUUGUUUGAUGAAGACAAAGCUUCUGAUGAUGAAACACUUGGUACAGUUGAAGCUGACAUUAGUACUGUUGUUCAACAAGGUAGUGCUGAUCUGUGGCUACCACUGGAGAAUGUUGAGAGUGGACAAAUAAAUUUACGCUGUAUUUGGUAUACAUUUACCAACAAUCCUGAUGACCUUUCUCCACCUGAGAAAGCUACACAGGGGGAUGAGAUGCUAGGAACGGCUGCUUUGUUUGUGAAACUCGACUCUGCCAAGAAUCUCCCAGUUACAAACCCUGCUCGUGGUACUACCAGUGCAUUCUGUAAGCUGACUGUGGGAAACAAGACACUUUGCAGCAAGACUAUUCAAGACUCCAUCAGUCCAGUCUGGGAAGAGCCAUUYAGGUUUUUAAUUCACGAUCCCAAAUAUCAAGAGCUGGAUUUUGAGGUGUUUGACAGUGUUAAAGAGAAGAGCAUUGGCAAAUUAGAUGUUACACUUGACCGGUUGCUUAAAGAUGAGGACAUGACAUUUGAACAACCUUUCCCACUCAAAGAUUCUGGUCAUAACAGUACCAUUACAUGUUCUCUCCAGCUCAAGUCCCUUGUUACUCGUGAUGAUGACACAUCUGAUGAGGAAGACGAUGAAGAAGAAGGUGAGGCAGGUAAAGAAACUUCAGAGCUUAUACCAUCACAGGAUGGAAAAGAGGGUGAAAGUAAACCAACAGCUGUGAGAAGGAGAAAGAAGCCAGCUCCAAAAGAAGAAAUUAAAAGGAAUGUGACUGGUGAUCUUUAUUUCAAAAUUCAUUAUCUUUCCCAAGGAAGCAAGUUGAUCGUAGAGCAAAUGAAAGCCAGGGACUUGAUGCCCUGUGACUCUGAUGGUCUGGCUGAUCCUUACAUCAGAGCAUACCUUCUCCCAGAGAGGUCAAGGAGCAGUAAAAGAAGAACAGAUGUAGCCAAAAACACCUUGGCUCCCAGUUUUGAUGAGCGUUUUGAGUGGAUGAUACCAGAAGAUAAACUCAAAGACCACUCUUUGGAAAUUUCUGUCAAAAAUGAUGUGGGAUUCUUCUCAAAGAGCAAAACAAACAUGGGAGAUGUUAUUGUUGAUCUUGGUAAGAUGGAUGUGAGUAAACCUUCUGCUGAAUGGCAUAUCCUCCAUGACCCAAAGGAAGAUGACUGAGACCAAGCAAUGAAAACAUCUUCAGUGUUUUAGCCACRUAAAGGAUGGCUGACAGUUUGUUGGCAUUAUAAUGUCAAAAAUUGUUAAGCUAAAAAGCCAAACAAACUGUUUCAAAUAAAUGUGGAGUAGAAAGAUCAGUUAUGGCAUUCAUAUACUUCAUUGUCCACUGAUUUCUAAAAUUAUGCAUAAUGAAAUUCUUGUCAAAUAGAUUGUGUAGGUUGGUCUAUUCAUAAUUUAAUCAUUACUUCAACCUAAAAUUUUAUUUACUUUAGUUACGUUUUUUGGCUCACCAAUCCAUUAUCAAGACUGAUGAAAAAACGUAACAGAUUUUUUUUUGUUUUGUAAACUGUAACAUUUUUUUCAUCAGUCUUGAUAAUGGCUUGGUGAGCCAAAAGCUCAACUAAGUAAAUAACAUUUUAGGUUGAAGUAACGUUUAAAUCAUUAAUGAAGUUGUUGUUGUACUUCUAUUAAUAAGCAUAAGGAAAUUGAAGAAAAAUGGGAUAAUGGGGAUAAAUGAAUAAGAGGAAAAUACGAAGAAACAUCUCACAACAGUAUUUAUUUCAUUCUCAAUCUAUUGUUGUCUAUAAUUGAAGAGCACUCAGUAAUGCAUUUUUGGAGUUUUAUGUCUUUUUAAAGUUAACGUGUUCGUAAGUGAUUUAAUCACAGUCAUUUGAAGAAAUUCUGAACAGUAACAUAAUAUAGCUAUUUCAAAAAAGGUUGUCAGAUAAAAUGGCGAAUGUCAGUGGUCRAACAGCGAUUGCACAACUGAAAGUAGUCAUGGGUUUUGGUAGUUGAAGGCAAUAGUAACUGAUUUGUACUGUAAGAUGGUCCGUGGUAAACAUUGGAUCUAGUCUCCAUUUCUCUGCAAGGUGAAUCCAAUAAGUGAAAUUUUGUUCUUCAAAACAGUGUAACCAUAGUCCCUUUCGGCCAUGCAAUCUCUCUUUGACAAUCGCCGUUCUCCCCGACAAUGUUUUUUUGAAAUAGCUAUAAAUSAAUAUAUUGGGUAGUUGGUAUGUUCAAAUUACAUGUUACUUAGCUUUAAUUUGUUACCAAAAUGCAGAACAUAUUUGAAUAACACACCAGUCAAUGGAUCUGCAAUCUUAUUUGUUGAGAAAAGAUAAAAAUUCACAUAUCUUCUACCCAAUGUAAUCAUAAUAAUGACAGCUUUAAUAAUUUUUUUCAAAUGUCUGUAGUGGCACCAUGCACCAUAAAUAAAGUAAUAAAUGUUACAA